This is a messenger RNA of Phytophthora nicotianae INRA-310, 833 nucleotides long. RefSeq lists its product as hypothetical. The record is from RefSeq and is a predicted model, not a curated record. NCBI's taxonomy places the organism in Eukaryota, Oomycota, Peronosporomycetes, Peronosporales, Peronosporaceae. The transcript has a single exon. The coding region runs from base 159 to 698 and encodes 179 amino acids.
GAAGCCGAUAGGUUCUUUCGACGUAAGUAUCGCACCAUCACAACAACUCCAGAAACGUCCGACUUGAGAAAUAUACGCUUUCGUGGGUUCCCAAGCUUGCUGCAAGUGGGGAUGCUCGAAAACUACUCCUCAUCGAAGAAUUAGCUUUCCAAGACGCAAUGGACCCUCACUUCAGUAUUAUCGAACGCAACAUGCUUCGCAACCCGCCAGCACUUGCAUGGCGCGUCGGCCACGCUGGGAACCGAGAUGCUUUGGUUCGCGCUCGUCUGACAAACGUGUACUUUGAAACCGACCAGGAUUUCCAACGAGCUAAACGCCAACAAGUCGACUGGUGCAACCGCGAUCCAACCGCGUUCCUCUCGGUUUUUACGAGCAAGGCGCAUGCAGAAAUGUGGGGAAGGAAACUGCUCGACAAAGGAGACGUGUGGAUCUAUCCGGUGGACACGUACGGACUCACCGUCUUCCCCACGCACACCGGUGAACUCUUGAUUUUGGGUGAAAUUCCGAGAACUAAUAUCGGCGAGGGAGAGCAAGUGCCCCAACUAGUCGAGGAUGAGUUGCUAGUUGAAGACAUACCUGGUGAAGAAGGACUGGUACACAACGAGCGCACAGGUCUCAACUACGAACCUGGUGACGAAGCAGCCGAGGAAGAAGACGAAGACUGGGUGGACUUCGCCGAGUAUCAGAUGGAUCAUUAGAUCUCAUGAGAUUCAUCUUGGCUUUUCGACCUAGCCACUGAGUAUAUACAACACAGUUCACUACUUGUUAACCUCCUUUACUCGUUAGGCAUUCGAACUCAUUUAGGCGCCAGGAAGCUCGUAGGCCUCCGUUCA